CCUGAGCAGUCAGCAGAUAACUACUACCUCGACCUUAUCGCCCGGCUGCUCCGACUACCCCACUCGCCUGGAGUCAUGGCUGUCAUAGGCCAGACUGUACUCCGUAGUAUACUGAUUAGAGUACCUGUGGCUCAGGUCAACCCGGGCACCCGCCAUGGUAGUAGCUCCGCAUUCAAUAUGACGUAGACAUUCUUACGGUCUUUCUUUCUUGCGACCCUCGUGUUCUUGAGAUCACAGAGUUUCUCAAUCUCCUGGUCUUCCUCCCAAUUCUCUUCUAUUUCUCCCUUCUCCCUUCUCCAACCCCAAUCCUCUCGUGGCGCGGAGAUCUCAUAGACAUUCCAAGAAGCCUUCUCCACAAACCACCCAAGAGUCAUGACGAAAUUCACUUUUGCCAAUUCCUCCCAAAAGGUUCCCGGCGAUGGAAUCCUCCCCGCUGAAUUUGCUAUCAAAGCAGCCCCUUCCACAGAUGCCUGGUCCAAACCUCCGUCCACGGACAUCUUCAACGCACCCAUCCUAUACCAGACCGUUCCAUUGAAGUCGUUCAAGCGGGUUCGAGUCGCUUUCAAUGCGCUCUGGCAACAAAACUAUGACCAGGGUGGACUUAUUCUGGUCCUCAACGGCCCGGGCGGGACCCGGAAAUGGGUCAAGACUGGCAUUGAGCUCACCCGCGGCCGACCUCACCUGAGUACCGUCACCAAGGACAAAUGGGCGGAUUGGAGUCUGCAGCCGGUCCCAUCGGGGGGUGGCGCGGCGACACUAGAGCUUGUCAAAGAGGCGGACAACAGCCUGUGGAUUUAUCUUGUGGAGGGCAUCCAGAAGUCUCCACUUCGAGAGAUCACCUGGAUAUUCGAAGAGCCGGAAGUUCAGGACUUCUGGGUUGGGCUAUACGCAGCUCGGCCCUCAAAGGAAGGGGAGGACCUGGUGGUGAACUUUGGCCAUCUGAUCAUUGAAGCGACAGAGUAAUGGGCGUUAAUGGACAAAUGUAAUUCAAGCAUGACGAACAUGACUAUCACGUCAUACAUAUAUUGUACUGAGUCGAGCCUGCAAUUGGAUACUUGGACUAUGUAUCUUCCGUGAGU
Molecule: messenger RNA, 1079 nt
Organism: Aspergillus sclerotioniger CBS 115572
Lineage: Eukaryota; Fungi; Ascomycota; Eurotiomycetes; Eurotiales; Aspergillaceae
Exons: 1
Coding region: 373-963 (196 amino acids)
Source: RefSeq, a predicted model, not a curated record